Cantharellus anzutake is the source of this 570-nucleotide messenger RNA. RefSeq lists its product as uncharacterized. Bases 1 to 570 code for a protein of 189 amino acids. The record is from RefSeq and is a predicted model, not a curated record. The transcript has 4 exons. Lineage: Eukaryota; Fungi; Basidiomycota; Agaricomycetes; Cantharellales; Hydnaceae.
AUGCCUUCGCUGCAUCUGGAUAGCAAGGGUGAAAACUGUAUGGGCCUUCGGGAGUCAGAGCCAGGGAUGGUGCUGUGUGUGGCGUGUUACAAGGACAAGAAAGGCAAGCUGGAUGACUAUGAUUUUGAUCUCCGCUGGGGUAAACCUUUCGACAUCGAUGCAACUGCAUGGAUCUUGGACACCUUCUUCCACCGAUUGAUUGGCUGGCACUUCAAAGAGUGGGCCUUCAGCCUUGGAGAUCAACGCUUCGCUCCAGCUGUCCAAAUCCAACGCUUCUUCUGCCGUCCCCAUUCAAGUGGAAAAAUGUCUCUGGGAACUCAAGGGCAGGGAUGGCAACAAUAUCAGGAGGGAUAUCACGAGUGGAAGUGGAAGCGUGGCCUAUUUUGCACCAAGGGGGACGGCUCGGAGGCGCUCCAUAAGGGUCUGGCCAACUACAUUGGUGAUCCCAAGGUAGAAACCAUAUGUGGGUACGAAUCAUGGCUGUUGGGGAGAUGGGAGGGCAAUAAGAAAUGGUGUAACAGUUCCACUCUGCUUGUACUCUUCUUUUACCGAUGUUGCUCAUCAAAAUAG